This is a messenger RNA of Mirounga angustirostris (Northern elephant seal), 1891 nucleotides long. It is a transcript of the gene DIRAS2, whose product is annotated as DIRAS family GTPase 2. Gene Ontology annotation, molecular function: GTPase activity; GDP binding; GTP binding. NCBI's taxonomy places the organism in Eukaryota, Metazoa, Chordata, Mammalia, Carnivora, Phocidae. Gene Ontology annotation, biological process: signal transduction. The transcript is spliced from 2 exons. The record is from RefSeq and is a predicted model, not a curated record. The coding region runs from base 132 to 731 and encodes 199 amino acids. Gene Ontology annotation, cellular component: plasma membrane.
GCGGCAGCCGGCGGGCUCGGAAGUCGCGGGCCGCGGAGCGCGCGAGCGAGCGAGCGAGGAGGGCCGAGGACGGCCGGGCCGGGCCGGGCGGCGCAGGUGCUUCCUGGUGACAGUCAGAGGUCUCAAGCAACAUGCCGGAGCAGAGCAAUGACUACCGUGUGGCUGUGUUCGGCGCAGGGGGCGUUGGCAAGAGCUCACUGGUGCUGCGCUUCGUGAAGGGCACGUUCCGGGAGAGCUACAUCCCCACGGUGGAGGACACCUACCGGCAGGUGAUCAGCUGCGACAAGAGCAUCUGCACGCUGCAGAUCACGGACACCACGGGCAGCCACCAGUUUCCGGCCAUGCAGCGGCUGUCCAUCUCCAAGGGCCAUGCCUUCAUCCUGGUCUACUCCAUCACCAGCCGGCAGUCCUUGGAGGAGCUCAAGCCCAUCUACGAACAAAUCUGCGAGAUCAAAGGGGACGUGGAGAGCAUCCCCAUCAUGCUGGUGGGCAACAAGUGCGACGAGAGCCCCAGCCGCGAGGUGGAGAGCGGCGAGGCCGAGGCCCUGGCCCGGAAAUGGAAGUGCGCCUUCAUGGAGACCUCGGCCAAGCUCAACCACAACGUGAAGGAGCUCUUUCAGGAGCUGCUCAACCUGGAGAAGCGCAGGACCGUGAGCCUCCAGAUCGACGGGAAAAAGAGCAAGCAGCAGAAAAGGAAAGAAAAGCUCAAGGGCAAAUGCGUGGUCAUGUGAAGGCCGGUCCGUGGGAGGAGCCGUGGCGUGUCCCCCCCGACCCCGUCCUGUCCCCUUCCCCUCCCCACGUGACACCCCCCGUCGUCAGGGUAGCAUGUAUGAUGCCCACGUGUUCAAUAUCGCCUUUGGACUGAGGUGGCCCUGUUGUCCCCGAGAGGGCCUAUCACACCACCACCAAUAAGCACCCCCUCUCCAGAAUCAGGGAUUCUGCCCAGAGGCUCAGAUGGAGGCCGCUGUGCCCAGCAUCGCAGGGAACUGAGAGAGGCGCCGGCCGUCUCUGAAGGCGGCUCAUCCCGGAGGAGGCAUCGGGCCGGCAGCCACGGGAGCAGCCUGGGCUGGGGGAAGCAGGUCCCAUCUGCAUGCGUGUGACAGCGUGUGACCCUGCACCUGCCCACCCCCCCCAAGACCAGGCCUUUCCCUCCGCUUGCUUAGGGGCUGGACACCCUCGGGGGCGGGAGGGGCGGGAGCCCAGGCCAACGUUGUUCCAUUUCAGGUCCUUUAGCUGAAUUACAGAUAACACGGCAUGGCAUCUCCCCGAGGGUGCUCACUGUCGGGUCCCUGACCCGUGAGCCUCGCCGCUCUAAGGGGAGGCACUCCCAUCACUAGACCUAGUUAGCAGGUGUCCCUGUCACCUUUUGGAGUAUUUAUUUCACCUACAAUGAUGAGUUCACAAAGGGCAUCCUGCUGGGUCAGAGACCCUUCAGGGUGGGAGUGAAUAGAUGUUUUGACAUGACUAGCGCAGCAUGGUAACGCUCUGUGUGUUACCCUCGAGAGUUCUAGAAAUGUGCUUUUUCCUUCCUUUGACCCAUGAGGGGUCUGCUUCUUGCAGCCCCUCAGAUUUUAAAUAAAUGCGAUUAAAGUAGCUAGUUUUAGACAAUUAUUUUCCCUCCAAGAUGGUUUCCUUGUUUUCAGUAACUCCAUUUGUAUCCAGCUGGGAGCAGCCGACAGAGGCCAUCCGGAGACCAGAAGCACAUCCGUUUUCUAAAUCACAUGGAUAUCUAUACGCCAUACUUGGCAGCUCAAAGAAAUACCUUGAAACAGAAGUUGUUCACCGUGUUUUUGAUGGUCUGUCUAUAACAAAAGUAUAUUCCUGGAAAACAUGUUCAAGUAAUAGAUUAUCUUGCAUGCUCCAUUACCAGUGUCUUCUAAGAGCCGUUCAA